CAAAAGUGGCCGCGCCCACUCCGCAAAAAGACAUGCCCAUGUCGGCCAAAGUCGCGCUCUGGGGCACCAGAGCACUGUGGCACGACCCUCCCGAGGUCUCCGGCAGACCUUGGGCAGAGGUAUGAUGUCCCCCGAGGUCGCCUCGACGUCCUCAGUGCGUCAGCGUGCUGGCCCCCUCCUCCCCCUCUCCCUCUCACCUCCUGCGGCGCGUGCCCGACGCGCCGCCCGGCUAGGCCAAUGCGUGGCCUCGCACGCGCGAGCGCCAGAGCCCUGCCCUUCCUCUCCUCUCUCUCCCCCACGACCUAGACGACUCCCGCGUACGCCUCAGACACGCUCACCCCCCUCAAACGGUCGCCAGCGCCGUUGCAGCGGAGGCCGAUCGCCCUGUCCAUGGUGCACCUCGCCCCUCCUAUUGAAGCCACCCCCGGGUCCCUCUCUGCGCCUCCCUCCCUCCCUCUCUCUCUCUCCCGUACGCUCCCCAGGCCAACCCGUUCCUCCUCUAGUGACCUCCAACCACCUCCAUGGCCGGAGCUUUGCCGUCGGCCUCCGCCUAAAUUCGCGCCCACCACUCCUCCUCCUCCCCUCUAGACCGCACCAGAGCACUUCCACCAUCACGGCGGGCCCCUCCCGCGCUUCUCCCUCUCCUCCCCGUGGCCGUGCCGUGGAGUUCCAUCACCACCGCCGGCCUUGCACGCCGCGGCCGAUGAUGCGCUCGCCUUUGGCCACCCCUGCGAUCGUGGCGCACGUCGGCGGGUGCGGCUCGCUCCCUGAGAACGCUGGUGUGCUGGGCGCCGACGGAGGUGGUCGGUGCCACCGGGGAGAGCGCCGGCGCUGCUCGGCCUCGCCUCCUCUGUUUCCCGUCGCGCCGCGCGGGAGGUUGAAGGCGACCUGCCGCCGGGCCCCGCGCGUCAUCGACCAAGUGGGCUGGCCCGACCGUUUAAGUGGAAACGGCUUUGGGCAGAUCCGCCUCCCCCGCGCAAAGGCCCACCGCCGUGAAGCCGCCUUCAACGGCAGCUCUUCCGCCCGCACAGAACAGCCGCCGGGGCCGGCCCAAUUGCUAUUCCGCGCUCAGUGCGCACAGCUGCCGCCCCAGAUCCAGCCCAUUUGGUUGACGAAGUAGACGGAGUACUUGGAAGGACCAGAAGAUUUCAAGACUCUGAUGAACCAGGCUUGAAAGAAUAGGAUACGAUGAAGAAUACUUUGGCGACGAACAUGCGAGCUAGGACGCUUCCCAGUCAGAAUGCCUGUAGGGUUAAGGCAGAUGGCAUGGGUCCAAGUUAUCGACGAAGAUUUCCGCUACGAAGUUAUA
Molecule: messenger RNA, 1309 nt
Organism: Aegilops tauschii subsp. strangulata
Lineage: Eukaryota; Viridiplantae; Streptophyta; Magnoliopsida; Poales; Poaceae
Source: RefSeq, a predicted model, not a curated record